Daldinia caldariorum is the source of this 1029-nucleotide messenger RNA. RefSeq lists its product as uncharacterized. Gene Ontology annotation, cellular component: mitochondrion. NCBI's taxonomy places the organism in Eukaryota, Fungi, Ascomycota, Sordariomycetes, Xylariales, Hypoxylaceae. Bases 1 to 1029 code for a protein of 342 amino acids. The record is from RefSeq and is a predicted model, not a curated record. The transcript is spliced from 2 exons. Gene Ontology annotation, biological process: mRNA processing.
AUGAUGUUGCCCUCUUCGGUGCGGCGUGUGGUCACCGCUGCACCUCAAUCAUCGCUCUUAUCCAACUUAACCCCCUCGAGUGCUCGCGCCCCAGCCUCCCUAACACUCUGUUGCAGUUCGAGAGGCCCACAACGAAGGCGCUAUUCCUCCUCAAAACCCUCGAGUCCCAAAGACUCUCCGAAGGGCAUUUCCGAUGGCCAGGUAACCUCCUCUCCGUCCCAAUCAUCAAAACAAAGCGGAGAGAAGCGUAAGCGCAAGGGGAAAGAAUGGAUGGAUCUUCAGCAAAAACUCCCAAGUGUUCCUAGCACGCAACAUGUACCGCAAGAAGCUCUUGCUUUGUCCACCUUCUUCUCUCUGCAUCGACCUAUGUCCGUGACCCAUAGCUUCCCCAAGACCAUCACCGACGAUGCCUUUGCGCAAAUCUUUGCCCCUCGCACAAAGAACAACAAGUAUGCCGAUGUUAUGUCUACGCUGUCGAGGACCGUCGACGAGCUCGAACAGCCCAUGCAGAACUUGGAUCUCGACGCUCAGCAAAGUGGCGAAACUAUUACGGAUCCCAACGGCGAAUCAACACAUAAGAUUGAUCUCCGACAUCCCGACGGCACCGAAUCGAGCGUCUACGUCCAGCUCAAUGCCAUGUCAGGUCAAUUCCUACCGUUCAGACCCCCUCCUAUACCUCAAGCCGAGAACGCUGCCGAGAAGGAGGUCGCUCGUGAGGAAGUGGAGGAUGUUCCCCAGCACCGCGUUUAUAAGGCCAUGUUCACUCUUGAGGAGACUACCGAUGAGAACGGUCAGAUUCGCAUCGUAGCGCAUAGCCCUCAAGUAGUCGAAGAGCCGCCGGCCCCGAGAACGUUCCUCGAGCGCAUGGCUCUUCGCCAGAUUCGGUGGCGCGAAGAAGUGCGGGGUCAGGCCCCCGACAUGCACGCCAUCAGUGUCCGUAGGCAGAGGAAACUGAAGAUGAAGAAGAAGAAGUAUAAGAAGCUGAUGAGGCGGACACGAAACGCCCGACGUAAGUUGGACCGGGUCUAA